UCAUCACUGUGGGUGUGUGAAAGUUAGACUGGCAGGUCUACAAUUUACUUCCCCAAAGCAAAGUCUUAUUUGGAUAACCGAUUUCAAACAUGAAGGCCAAAAUGGUGAUUUUCGGUGAUCUCUGUUUGCUGCUUUGCUGCAUGCAUUUUGAUGAUUCACAGAAGAUCAUUGUCUCUGUCAAUACACAAAAAGAUUAUUUAUUUCCGCUGGACAUGGCCAGAAAUUCUGUUGAUGACAUGUAUUCUAACUGUGCUAAAAUAAUGAAAAAAAAGGUUAAAGACAUGUUCUUUAAAAAAGAAAUGGAGGAUAAAUUAUUUAAACCUGCAUGGGAGGCAGCUGAAGAGUGUGCAAACCAAAACUUAAAAAAGAGAGAGGAAGGAGAUAAGGCUCUUACAAAAGACCUCAUGCAAGCAAUGUGUACUUAUACAAAUGAAAAUCCAAACCUCUAUAAAAAAUUCAAUGAAGAAGUCAGGACCAAACGGGAAGCAUAUGGUUCAUCCUUUCGAUUCCAUUCCCUUUAUUUCUGGCUGACCAGGGCUAUACAGAUUCUUAAUAAACAAAAAAAAUGUAAAACGACUUUUCGCAGAACCACAGAAAAAUUUACUGGAAAUGUCAAACAAACAAUUCGGUUUGGUGCUUUUACCUCAACCUCCUUUGAAUCAAAUUUGACCUCUUUUGGUCGUGAGACAUGCUUUAAGAUUAAAACAUGUCAUGGUGCUUAUUUAAAAACGUACUCAGUAUUUCAACAUGAGCGGGAAGUGCUCAUUCCACCUUAUGAGAAGUUUAAAAUAAUCAGCAACAAUAAAAAAAGAGAACUCCAGGAUUGUGAGGUUGUUUAUGUCUUGAAAAGUGCUGGAGUCCAAAGCAAUCUUGAUUGCCAAAUUGCAAACAGCUAGCAUUGUGAUUAUUUUCUUCCAGCCAUUAUUUCUCUAACUCUACCUUUUAAUUUCAUCCUAAAUUUAUAAAUUGUUCAUUAAAAAGAAAGCUUACAUUUAUCUCUCUUAACUCACUUAUAUUAAGCAGUAGAUUACAGCCCAAAGUUUUACUGAGUGCCGUCUCCUAAAGACAAGAUAAUGAUUACUUGCAACUUGUAUUAUGAUCUGCCGUUCAGGGAUUUUUGGUUCUGUUUAGUUUUCAGUUAGGCUUGGAUAUAUGUUAUUGUGUUUUUACAAAUUAUAUAUAUAUUUUUAAAUUACUUCUUAGUUUUACUAUUCCUAUCUGGUGUUAUCUACUGUUAAGUAUUCCUUUGUCUUUUUUUGCUCUGGAUUUAUUUUGCCAUUCAUUGUUUCCAGUUCUCUUUAGAUUAUGAUUCCCAGUUACUCUCCAUUGCCCCCUAGUGUCACCUUCCUUCCCAUUGGAUCUCUUGUGGUUCUUUCUCCGCACACCUGUUUCCACCCAAAUAUUUACUCCAAUCUUUAUCAUGUUAGUCUCCUCCUCAGUGUAC
Messenger RNA from Cyprinodon tularosa, 1444 nucleotides. RefSeq names its product erythroblast NAD(P)(+)--arginine ADP-ribosyltransferase-like. Lineage: Eukaryota; Metazoa; Chordata; Actinopteri; Cyprinodontiformes; Cyprinodontidae. The record is from RefSeq and is a predicted model, not a curated record. Gene Ontology annotation, molecular function: NAD+ poly-ADP-ribosyltransferase activity; NAD+-protein-arginine ADP-ribosyltransferase activity.